Carassius auratus (goldfish) is the source of this 4798-nucleotide messenger RNA. RefSeq names its product methyl-CpG binding domain protein 5 (gene mbd5). NCBI's taxonomy places the organism in Eukaryota, Metazoa, Chordata, Actinopteri, Cypriniformes, Cyprinidae. The transcript has 10 exons. The coding region runs from base 742 to 4578 and encodes 1278 amino acids. Gene Ontology annotation, molecular function: chromatin binding; DNA binding. The record is from RefSeq and is a predicted model, not a curated record. Gene Ontology annotation, cellular component: chromocenter; nucleus.
AUCUUUCCAUCUCGAGCGCAGAAGAGCAGCGGAUGUGUUGAUGCUUUUGGCCGUUUUGUUUUGAUUUUUAAACGUCCGGAGUCGCUGCGAAACAAACCCGAGCGGACGCGCCCUCCGUUAUUGUCCUCCCGGGAGCUUGCAGCCGACAGAAAUGCGGCGUGUGGCGGGUGUUAUGAGGUAGAUUGAGCCGCUGCUGCUGCGCUUCGGCCGCGGAGACACAUUUGAGUGUAAAUCCGCUGCAGGAGAGUUUCCGGCCCGCGCGAGCAGGAACCAUGAAUUUGCGAGAGCUGCAGCUAAACGGUCCAUGAUGAGCAGCAUGUCUGAAGAUCGUGAGGUGCGCUGUCUGCUGUAGAGACGCCACGCCUGACCCCUGACCCCUGACCUGACCCGACCCUGACCUGCGGGUCCCACUGCCUGCUGGGAGCUGCAACUGUUUUCAAGUGUUUAGUCAUUUGAGGAGCUUUUAUGUCCAGAUCAGGAGCACUUUCAGACUCUUUUCUCAUGGCUUUGAUUGCUCAGACACUAGCAGCGGAGUUCCUGUCUGCAUCGAGUGACAAAGGAAUGAGGCUCUUUCUCUGGGCAGCGCUGUGAGCGUCUCGCUGCGGUCCGGCCGCAGAUCCACCUCGCAUUCAGGAACAUUGUGCUCCGUCUUCCCUCUUCUGAGCGUCAGAAUGAGACUUUGUGUCGGGACAGAGAGCAGUGUGUGAUCCCUCACGAGCAGCUUUGCACUGAUCCAGAAAGAUGAAUGGAGGACAGGAGAGGGCGGGUGUAGAGGGCAGAGGUCAGCUGGUCCAGGUGCCCAUCGGCUGGCAGCGCAGGGUGGAGGCCUCGGGGGUGCUGUAUAUCAGUCCGAGUGGAUCAGUGCUGUCCUGCCUGGAGCAGGUGAAGUCGUAUCUGCUGACCGAUGGAACCUGUAAAUGUGGUCUGGAGUGUCCACUCAUCCUCCACAAGGUGUUCAGUUUUGACCGUGGUGCGGUGGUGAAGCAGAGGACUGCGGAGGAUGUGAAGGCCGAUGAGGAUGUGACCAAGCUCUGCAUCCACAAGAGGAAGCUGAUCGCGGUGGCCACGCUGCACAAGAGCAUGGAGCUGUCUCCUCCGUCUCUGACGCUCACCAGCCCCGGCGGAGGCACCAGUGUGACCUCCGUGACCUCCGUGACCCCUGCCGCACAGCCGCGAGCAAUAAGGAAUAAAACCCACGAGGGUCAGCCAGAAUGUAAGAACCCGUUCAAGGCGAUGAUGGCGGCGGGGCAGCGGCGCUUCUCUCCGGAUCCGUGUGGCAUGCAGAAGCAGGAGGUUUUCCCUGUGUAUUCCCGGCAGAGACUGGCCAGCGGUGACCGUAGCGGGCAUGUGGCCCUGCUGAGCCCUCCCUCGCAAGCCUUCGGGGACGGAUCUCUGUCCCCACGAACAGAUGCUCUCGGCAGUCCUGAAGGGUUUGUGCGCAACACCCCCUGCGGCUUCCAGGGGACCGGCAGUCCUGGGGCCAUGCACAGCAGCAGCCGCAUCCCUCUGUCUUCUCCUGGAGCCAUGAUCCACGGCUCUCCCGCCUCCCAGUCGUCCUGUGUCAUGGCUGGAAGGAUUAACAUGCCUCUGUCCCCCCCAGUCUCCAACAAGAGCCCGAUCAUGAAGAAGCCCCUGUGCAACUACCCGGCCAGCAUGGACUCGAGCAGGACUGUGUUUCAUCACAAGGCCCCGUCUGCUCCCGGCCCCCCGCUGCCCCCUCCCUGUGCCCUGCAGAACAAACCGCUGUGCUCCGAGAAGGACCCUCUUGGCAUCCUGGAUCCAAUCCCCAGUAAACCCAACCCCUCCACUUUCCACCCUAAUGCCCACUCUCAGGUACCAAUGAUGAAUGUAAACAUCCCCCCCGCCAUCGUCCCGCUCCCGAGCAAUCUGCCUCUGCCCACAGUGAAGCCGGGGCCGGUGGGUCACAUGCAGAGGACUCCACACACCGCCUCCAUCUCCCCGUCGCCCGUCACCUCGCCCGUGCACAUGUCUGGGCCGGCCUUGGGCCGCAUGGAGGCAUCUCCGCAGCGCUCCCGUUCCUCCUCCACCUCCUCGGAGCAGGGCAGCUUCGCCGUUCCCCCCUGCAGCAGUAUGAAGAUCCCGCCGCGCUCGCCCAGGUCCUCCAUGAGCUCGCCCCGACCCGCUUUACCUUCCAGCCCAUCUGGCAAGCCGGACAGUCUUCACCAGUACAAAGAAAUACCCAGCCAGCUGCUGGCCGGGAUGAGCGGUCAGCACAACCCCAUGUAUCCACCCGCCCCGCAGAAAGAGCACCCGGGCCUUUUGGGAAUGCCACUGAACCAGAUCCUUAACCAACACAAUGCUGCCUCUUUCCCUGCCAGCAGUCUCCUCUCUGCGGCCGCCAAAGCACAGCUAGCAAAUCAAAACAAGCUCGGAGGAGGCGGCGGUGCUUGUGUGGGAGGUGUGGCGAGCGCGGCGGCGUCUGAUGCUAGCAGGGCUGUCGAAGGCCACAGUACUCUAAAUACCAUGUUACCACCCAACCCUUCCAUGAUCAUGCCCAGCGGCGAGGGCCAGAGCGGACGGGCGGCGCUUCGAGACAAGCUCAUGGCGCAGCAGCGUGACCCUCUCCGCAAGCGCAAGCUUCCUCCAAACGCUGCCAACCACGAGAACAGCUUCUUCAACAUGUCCAGCAUGAGGACGCCCUGUCCUUCCGCAGAGCAUAUGAGAAAAACCUCACGACUGUCCUCCAACACGUCAAUGGCCCAGUUACUCCAGUCUCUGAGCAACCACAGCUCCCACAUGAGCCGAGGCAGAAACCCAGGUGUGUCCGGCGCACAGGUCCAGCAGCGGCUGCACGGUCAGACGGAGGUCAUGCUCGUCCCCGGAGCCGAGUCAGCGGCACACGCAGCCCAGGGCCAGUAUCCGGGCAUGAUGAACCAGAUGCAGGCCACAGCGAUGGGAAACUGUGGACCCGUGAACCAAAGUGGACCGGUACCUGUCAGAAACCAUGUGCUGGGACACGCCAGCGGUCACUUUCAGCAGCGAGUCCAGCCGAACGUCAGCUGUAUGCUGCCCAGUGGCACUGAUGCUGGCUGCUCACAGCCCCUGACCGAUCGAGGCGAGGCGGCGUCUCUGAGCUGCAGCAUGGCUAACACUCCUCAGAUGGGCAGCAUGAUGCCGGCCGCGGGGCACAUGUACCACCAUCAGCAGCAGCUGCGCCCGGCACUGCAGGGGGUCUCCGCUUAUCCGGGUCAGGGGCAUUCCUUCGCAACGGCUCCUUUUACAGACAGUAAUGUUCCCAACUCCAACAGCUUGCCUUGCCUAUACCAGGAUUAUCAGGGCUGCAUGUCUGACGGUGGCCAGCCUGCUAUGAGUUCUCAUUCUGGAGACGCAGGCCUGUACCGAGAGGCUCCACAGAAGCUGCAGGGUCAGGGGAACGUUUCUAUGGCGGGAGCGUCUGGAGGCCACAGUUCAGUGGAGUCUGUUGAUGCAAUCUACAGAGCGGUGGUGGACGCUGCCGGUAAAGGCAUGCAUGUGACCAUCACCACCGGCGUGAGCGGCAGUACGCAGGCGAGCCCCGUCCCCGCGCUCAGUGCCAUGAGUGCCUUCACCGCCUCCAUCGGCCAGCCGCUCAGCCUACCUCACGCCGUUAAUGCGGUCAUACACGCGCCGCGUGGCUCGGAGGGGACGGAGCUGCCGUCGCAGCCUCAGCGUGGCCGAAUGCAGCUGCCCAACCACACGCGCAGAAGCUCAGAGCAUGGCAAGAACACGCCUGAUGGUGCAGACACACACGAGUAUUUCCGCUCACCUAGCGCCACCACACCUCGCCCGCAGUGGGACGAGCCCAACCACGCUCACUGGAGAGGUGAGGAGUUUCUGGAGUGCUCCACCCAGGUGCACAGCAGUCCAUGCAGCAGCAGAAGAGAGAGGAAGACCGGAGUCAUGGAGUGUCUGCAGGAGACCCGCGAGCCCUCCGACGCUCGGACAGAUGACAGCGCUAGCCUGCGGUUUAACCACCGUGUGAGAGAUCGACUGGAGCCGAUGGAGCGCUGUGCUCCUCUCAAUGGAGCGCUGCAUCGCGGAGGAUACGGAGAGCCGCUGACCGGAGACGACCAGUCACCCGGCUCCUCCACCAGCUUGGAAGGGCCACUGCUCAAAGACUACACUCACUUCAACGGGCACUUUAACGGACACUGUGUGCCCAGCCCCUCGGACACCAAGAGUCUCAGCAGCGAGGAGGAGCUGCGGCACCCCGACUCUCCUUCGGCCGAGCUGCUGCACUACAGGCCCAGGGCCUUCAAUGUGGGCGAGCUGGUCUGGCCGAUCAAAGGCUUCCCGCCCUGGCCGAACAAACUGAUGGGAGAAGAGCAUGGGCGCAAUGCCAACAUGCAGCUGUCAGAACAGGCCAAGGUGGAACCAGAGAAGCUGAAAACACUAACACAAGACCUUCAGGUGCUGGACAGAACCAGCAAAAAAAACAGGAAGGCGGGAAAACUGAAUCAUCAUCUAGAAGCUGCGAUUCAUGAGGCCAUGAGUGAGUUGGACAAGAUGUCUGGAACUGUUCACCAGGAUCAUCAAGUCAAACUGCCCAAACCCAAGAGGAGGAAGAUCUCCAGAUAACAGCAGCAUCAGGCAUCAAUGUCUCUCUCUCUUUGAUCGUGGUGCUACACUCUAGCAGAAGGCUCAUUGUGGCUCCGCCCUCAUCCAAUGACUGACAGGUGCUGGAUCAGCCAAUUAGUAAAGGCAGCAAAAACAACUUGCUGAAGAACUAUUUUUUUCUAGCGUACAAGGAAAAAUAUAAAAAUGCAAAAAAAAAAAAGUAAAAAUAAUUACUGCAUUU